AUGAUUCACAACAAAAACAAAUCCAUUCACCUUCUUUUACGGUUUGAUUCUGAGACUACAAAUAGUGAGAACUCUCUCCUUGUACUAGAUGAUGAAGAGGAUUUUAAAAACAACCAAGCCACUUACCUCACCGUAAUCACCGAUCCUGAUGACGUUUUCGACGAAGCUUCCUCUAUUGAAUCCUCUCAAGACUAUUUGUUCAGUGAAAUCGACAAAGCAAUCACUCUCAUACACAAAGAGUUCGUUAACCAAGAUCUUCUCAAACCUAAUCCCGCCAAAGAGGUAUUUCCGAAGUCAUUCACGAAGAGCUUCAACCAUAUCAAGUCGACAAUGCCGAAGAAAGCGACUUUUGAUAGUUUAGUGAAGAGUAAGAAAGCUAGAAUACUUGAACCUAAGUUUCAUAUGACUUUGGCUGUGAUUUUAGAUGAGAGUAAAAUGGUUCCUGUUUUGGUUGAUGGGAAUUUAGAAGUUGAAAUUAGUGGAAUUCAAUAUGAUUCUAGGCUUGUAACUUCUGGUAAUUUGUUUGUGUGUUGUGUUGUAAGUAAAAACGACAGACACAUGUUCUUGAGAGAGGCUGAUAAAAGAGGAGCUGUUGUUGUUAAGUUAACACUCAUAACCAUUACUUCUCUUUGGAAAACUAUUAGCUACAAAAACCUUACUUCAAUCGAAGUUGAAAGCACCUCAGAUGGAUUUGAUGAAGGAGAUUUAUUAGCAGCAGAAAGCUUAGAGAUUUACAAAGAAACAUUUUGGAGAGUUGGAUCAUAA
This is a messenger RNA of Vicia faba (fava bean), 765 nucleotides long. NCBI's taxonomy places the organism in Eukaryota, Viridiplantae, Streptophyta, Magnoliopsida, Fabales, Fabaceae. The record is from the annotation of a GenBank genome assembly.